UGUAGGGUGUGUAUGACGUAUAUUUCCGUCGACUCGCAUGCAGCAAGGCGCAUUGCUCCUCACGGCAAGCGCACGUCGGAACAGCUGAGGAGUGCAAUUACUGCUCUUUUGGUCAUUUUUAUGACCCAAACAGUCAUACAUCGAGCAGAUAAGGGCGAAAAGGGUAUAUUCAACGUCGUCCGCAAGGUCUCAUCGCUGUUAGCCAUCUCAGCUUGUUGGUUUUCUAGCUAGCCAACUCAACUAAAUUAUCCUUAGCUGGCUGGCUGGGUUGCGUUUGAGUAGUUCAGGUUUUAGCCGCAGCCAACAUGCCGGGGAAGAAGACUACGAAGAGGGCGAGUCAAACAGAGGACAUAAAGUCCUCCAAAAAAGUGAAAGUGACCCACAGCAGCCACGGGACGGAGAAGGGCCUGGUGCUGGUGCUGGGCCAGGGGGACGUGGGGCAGCUGGGCCUGGGAGAGGACGUGAUGGAGAGGAAGAAGCCCGCCCUGGUCAGCCUGCCGGAGGGCGUGGUGCAGGCCGUGGCGGGGGGAAUGCACACUGUCUGCCUCAGCGACACGGGAAACGUGUACACGUUCGGCUGUAACGAUGAGGGGGCACUGGGCCGGGACACGGCGGAGGAGGGCUCGGAGAUGAGUCCCGGGAAGGUGGAGCUGGCGGAGCGGGUGGUGCAGGUGUCUGCUGGGGACAGCCACACCGCUGCGCUCACCGAGGACGGUGCUGUCUUCAUCUGGGGCUCCUUCAGGGAUAAUAAUGGAGUUAUCGGCCUGCUGGAACCAAUGAAGAAAUGCACUUUGCCUGUCAAGGUCCCCAUUGAGGACCCUGUGGUAAAGAUUGCUUCAGGCAAUGACCACCUGGUGAUGCUGACUCUGAACGGAGACCUGUACAGUUCGGGCUGUGGGGAGCAGGGGCAGCUGGGAAGGGUCCCAGAGAGAUUCGCCAACCGAGGGGGCAGGAAAGGGCUGCAGCGUUUGCUGGUGCCGCAGUUCAUCCACGUUCGGUCCAGAGGCCGGGUCCACUUCACGGACGUCUUCUGCGGGGCAUACUUCACCUUCUCCGUGUCCAAAGAGGGCCACAUCUACGGCUUUGGGCUGUCGAACUACCACCAGUUGGGCACUCCAGGCACCAACACCUGCUUCUCCCCUGUGAAGCUCACAGCCUUUAAGAACUCCACCACCUCCUGGGUCAGCUUCUCAGGGGGCCAGCACCACACCGUCUGUCUGGACUCAGAAGGGAAGGUGUACAGUUUGGGACGGGCGGAGUACGGGCGUCUGGGCCUGGGUCAGGGGGCGGAGGAGAAGAGCGAGCCCACGCCCGUUCCUGGAGUGGAAGUGGCCCAGGCAGUGGCAUGCGGCGCGUCAGUCAGCUACGCUGUCACCAAACAGGGGACGGCAUACGCCUGGGGGAUGGGAACCAACCUCCAGCUCGGCACAGGAGAGGAGGAUGACGAGUGGAGCCCUGUGGAGAUGACCGGGAAGCAGCUGGAGAACCGCGCAGUGCUGACAGUGUCCAGCGGGGGGCAGCAUACCGUUCUACUGGUCAAAGACAAGCAGGAGAGCUGAUGGGGGCCCGAAGAGGGCGGCGGGGGUGUUCCCGGCCCCGCCUCACCCCCAUCUCCAAGGAAACCACCACUUUGACUGGAGGCGGUGUGCUUACACGGUUGCAGAGGAUGGGGAGGAGGAGAGCAAGAGAAUUAUUUUUUUAAUCUAGUUGAUUUUUUUUUUUUUUUUUUCUUUUUUCUUAAUUACUUUUAAGGAGACUCUUUAGUAAAAACCAUUCAGGGAUGCUGAAAAGUAACGGGGAGAAAAAUGAGCCUUUUAAAAAUUUCCUGUUUCCACAGCCUUUUAAUGUUGCAUUUGGUCGAAGCAAUAAAAAGCCGAUACGGCUUUCUGCUCAACCCUGCGCUCCGUUCACAGGUGACGUCUUCACCGUGUUUUCAUGACAACCUGUCAGGGCAAGGAGUGUCAUUUCAUCAGCGUUCAUUCAGUCUUUGACCUUCGUUUUGGGUAACAAGGGACUUUGGAUCCACUUGGGCUAGAGCCGUCUUGCAGUGUUUAACUGUGAUAGUGACGAUGUAUUGCAGUCCGUUACCGUUAUCAACUGUUCCCUGUGCCCAAGACAUC
Molecule: messenger RNA, 2120 nt
Organism: Megalops cyprinoides (Indo-Pacific tarpon)
Lineage: Eukaryota; Metazoa; Chordata; Actinopteri; Elopiformes; Megalopidae
Gene: rcc1
Product: regulator of chromosome condensation 1
Exons: 10
Coding region: 306-1559 (417 amino acids)
Cellular component (GO): cytoplasm
Molecular function (GO): guanyl-nucleotide exchange factor activity
Source: RefSeq, a predicted model, not a curated record